CUAAAUUCCUACGUAGGGGUUCGUGUCACCUCCAUGACCGCCAUUUUGCUAUCGUCACAGUCUCUUCAAUUAUUCUAAUUUUUUUUUCCAGAAGCUCCUUACCUGCCCAGUGAAACUAUUAGUCAAGCACAGUAGCAAGAUCUUACGAUCAGGGCAAUUAUCGAAAAUAUCUAAGAAUUAGCCCGUCUCAUUUGUGAAAUCAUUGCAGUCUAUUUUCAGUUUAAACAGCAUUUUUUUUUUCUUUUACUUUGCACUUUUUGAAAAAUUGGAUUUUGAGUCAUCGCAACGAAUACAAAAGGUUCGUUUUUAGAUGAAAGAUAACGGAUUGCAUUGAUGUCAAUUAGCCGACCGUCAACAAUCCUUUUCGGUUCCAUCGUACUCAAAGCAUUUCAAAGAGCUAUUUUGUCUUAACCAUUUAAGACGCACCGUGAACCGCACCGGAUAGCGAUUUCCAGCAGUUGUAUAAUAUUCGCUAUUAAUCUCCCUAAACGAUUGUCCUCAGUAUUCAGACGAGCUGAACGGUGGGUCCACAAUACCGAGAGUCUGGCCGCAACAUCCGGCACAGUCGCAAGUCUUUUGCAUACGUUAUACGUUUAGACGAAAAAACGUCCCUUAAUCACAGCGAAUCCUGCAAGGUACUUGACGAUUUCGCGUCAGUCAUUUUAUUAACUAUUCAUCGAUCAUCGUAGAGUCAUGAAUUUUCGACGGACGAGACCCCAACAGCUGAUCGCAAUCGGGUCGGUGACCAUUAUCAUUUGUGUCUACUCGGUGACGUGGCCAAGUGGCAUUCUUAAUCAAAAAGAAGAUCAACACGCCAGUCCGGCAACAUUAUCGGCUGUCCAGGAGCAUUUGAACAUCGUCCGAUACGCGGACAUGGUCCGAUGGGAGCGCAACAAUCAGACGUCAUCCUCAUUCUGGGCAUCUUCCAUCCUUUCGGACGAUAGACGCAUCUAUUUUCACGAGACGACGGGCCGUGAUCAUUUGAAUUUGCGCCAAUUGUGCGCUGUCGAAUCGACGGCCAAAGAGAACCCCAGCCGAUCGGUGCAGAUCUUUUUCCAAACGGAUCACGUCAAUGUAACGAGCGCUCCAUUUGAAUUGGUCUUGAAAACAUACCCCAACAUCGCUGUGCUUCUCAUCAACGCUAAAGACUACUUUACGGCGACGCCGUUAGAACGUUGGUACUUGCACGGUGUGUGGCGAAAAAGCCCUUACAAGACGGAGCAUUUCUCCGACUACAUCCGCAUCCUCAGCUCGUUCAAAGGCGGUGGAAUGUACAUGGAUUUGGACUUUGUCACUCUCAAACCUUUGGAUGCCGACAUCUUUAGGAAUUUUGUUCCAGAAGAAGACAAUGCCGUUUUGACUGGCUCUUCCUUUCAUUUUCAAAAAGGCCAUCCGAUCGUCCGCAAGAUUAUGACUUACCUGGCCUCUUCGUACCGUCCGAAAGAAUGGGCGCAUUCAGGUCCGGCAAUGAUGCAGUCGGUCGUGCUGAAAUAUUGCCGCAAAAAAUUGCCGGAACCGACGUAUCCUCUUUUUUUAUGUCCGGAGAUCAAAGUGUUGCCUAAGAAAUAUUUGUAUCCGUACACAUUUGCCGAUUGGAAGCGCUUGUUCGUGACCAACGUGAGCAGCAGCGAUCCGAUUUUUGAAAGCUACGCAGUUCACACUUAUAAUAAAUUGUCGAAAAACGAGCCUGUCCUUGUUGGAUCCGAUCAGCUGUACAGUCAAAUCGCCAGAGUUCAUUGUCCUGUCACCUACGCUCACGCACUCACCGAUCUGGAAGUGGAUUUCUUCUAAAUUUCGCCUUGAUUUCGGAAAAUGUUUUCUUCAUUUCUUAUUGCAAAAAAAAUGCUUGUAAUUUCACUAUUAUGUGCAGUAACAGCCUGAGUUGAAUACAUUUACACGACAGUUA
Molecule: messenger RNA, 1906 nt
Organism: Daphnia magna
Lineage: Eukaryota; Metazoa; Arthropoda; Branchiopoda; Diplostraca; Daphniidae
Product: lactosylceramide 4-alpha-galactosyltransferase
Exons: 3
Coding region: 694-1791 (365 amino acids)
Biological process (GO): glycosphingolipid biosynthetic process
Molecular function (GO): hexosyltransferase activity
Source: RefSeq, a predicted model, not a curated record